CCAGGCAGCAUCACUCCUUGCACCACUCACACAUCGACCAUAGCACCGUGACGAAGCUCUGCGCUUGUCCUUAGCCUACUCACUCACUCACUCGUCGUCACCAGAUGCUUCCUCACCUUCUCACCUAGACGCAACACUCUCCAAGGGCACCUCAUCCCGGCCAUCUGUCGGCGGUGUCCCGGCUGGUGUCGCAGCAACACCAGGGCGGCGCGCCAGAGCAUCUUGCUUCGAGCCCGUCCCCUGUCCCAUAACCUCUUCACUAACUAGUCAUGUCUCUGCAACCAUCAUCGCGGCAUCCCCUGGGAGGCAUCUCUAGAUCGACAUCGCCCACAGGACCUGGCUACCAGUCGACCUCCUUUCCUUUCCAUGGCGCCGCCUCGUCGUCAAGUGGACAUCUGACUCCCUCUGCCGAUGCGUCUGUAUCUGGUACACCGCCUCGGUCCCAUUCACCUAUGCUCACAUCCAGACGGAGGAGAAACCAGCUCACAAAUGACGCCGGUGGUCCAGCCAGCGGGACCCUCGCGCUAGACCAAGACGACGAGUACGAUGCCAAGCGCAGAGGCCCUGAGGCUGGCCCUUCGCGGCCGAGGGGUACGACGCUGGACCGGCUCGAAUCCUUCUUUGGCAUAGACUCGGGUAUGGAGGCGAAUCGGUCUCUUUCUCCCGCCAAGGCUACCUACAGCCGAGACAGAGGUACAGCCGCUCCGAUGAAACCUUCCUCAUCCUCUACUGGCAGCCCAGGGACAAGACUGGUUCUCCAACAUACAGUCCUCGCAACGGACACGCUUCAGGGCAUUGCUCUUCGAUACAAGACGGACGUUCCCACAAUCAGGAAAGUCAAUGGCCUGUGGCCAGGGGAUAGCGCUCUCAGUCGGAAGAUCAUCUGGGUGCCGCUGGACAGAUGCAAAGAGCAAUUGACCGUCAAUCCUGAUGCCAGAGUCGGCGUCCAAGGGGCUGAUGGUGGAUCAGUGACCGAGGCAGCUUCAUCCUUGCUUGGUCUUAGUCCGCCAAGCGAGCCUUCUGCACAUUCCGGCGUAGCUUCAUCACCCCUUCAUGAGCGGACACUACCCUCCACGGGAGCUUCUGAAAUCUCAGACCUCUCCUCCUCCAAUGGCCUACCAACUAACGGCGGCGGUGACUCUCCUCCUGUCGUGCGGAGAUUGCCCUCAGAGGCACUCGGCCACUUUCCUGCCACGGCACGGAGUGACAUAUUGGCUGCCAAGGGCAAGACGAGGGCCGACCAAUGGAACGAAGAGCUCACUUCUGCAAGAUCGCAAAAUCGUUUAGGGGCCGGGCCUGGCAUGAGUGGAUAUGAUCCGGGCGAGAGCGGAGUAGAGGAUCUCUUACAGCUGGCUCGGGAAGCGAGGGGGACCGGAGAGAACAGCGAGACUCCCAGAGGCCCAGCGUUCAAAUUGAGCCUUCCGGAAGACAUCAAGCCAGAGGAGAGUCGCUCAGAGGUCUCGUCGUCAUCAGCAGCUGAAAAGGACGAGUGGAAACCGAAUGUGUGGAAAUUUGGCGAGAAGAAGCGGAGCGGAGCAGCAGGAGGCUCUACUCUGGACGAAGGCAGCCGACGAGACAGCUUGGAAUCUUCAGCCUCCAACCUUGCGUCCGGCUCGAACAAUGCCUCCACGAGCCCUCAGCGUGCUCUCCGCCCGCUCAAGCUGGUCGACAAGAGCAUCGAAGAAUGGGAGGCCUCGAGCAAUGUAGGUAAGCCUUCUGGCUCGCGAGGGGAUGCGACCUCUGCUACGUCCCCUGGCUCCUCAAGCAGCGGCUACGCAGGCUGGAAUGAUAUCCCUUCUCUUGAUGCUUACGCAAAGGGAAAAGUCGUCGAGGCAUAUGGUGGCAGUGGAAAGGGGGCAAACGGAAAGCGUCGAGCAGCGCGUGCCAACCAUCGAUUCUUUGACGAUCUUGCAGCUGGUCUGCCACCAAACUCAGGUGCUGCGAGCAAGUGGGCCAGACCCAUCGGCGAGUCCCUGCCAGGUGCGACAACACAGAAGGCCUCAUCUUCGUCCAAUGGACCUUCGCUCAGCUCUGCUGCUCCGGCGGGCAAGAAGUCCAGUCUGAGGGGGCUACUCAGCGAUGCGCUUCGUGGGAGGGUAGCUCUGGACGAAGCGCUGGCAAAGGGAUUCGAAGAAGUUCUGAAUCGGAGUGAAAGCUGGGACUCUUUGCCUCAGGAAGAGAUGGAGCAGGCUCGACGCUUAGGUCUCCUUCCACCUUCCGGUCAAGCAUCACCAAGCUUGAGAGGACCCCCCUCCCGUUUCAAUCCCCUUCCUCCAAUGUACUCGGAUCGGCCUCGGAUCUCAGCGGAGGAAGCCAGAAGGACACUAGGACGGCGCCAGUCUCCCGAGGGGUCAAAUCACGUCCCACAGGCCAUGCCGGAGGGGCAUUCAGGCUCAUCUGUGCUGCCGCCUACCACUGCUGACUCGCAGCAGCGCCGAGCUCAGAUGGAGAUGGAGAGUCUGGAUGCGAAUCAUCAUAGCAGACGCAAUGUAUAUAAUGUUCCGGCGGUCGAGGGUGGAGGGAUAGAAGGCAGUAGAGGUGGCUCUCUCGCUCCUCCGUCAGGGAGUGGCGUGGGUCCCAUGCUGAGGAAGACCUCGAACAGGAACCUUGCUACUGCGAAUGGGAGCGGAAGUGGGAGGGGGGCUGACGGGGUAGAAGGCAAGUGGGGAUGGUGAGGUGCACGCAGCGGGGAUGUCGCUGACUGCUGCCUCAGCUCUCUAGCAUGGUACUCUCUGCGUGAGGGAAUAUGUCAACCAUCUGCUGUCAAC
Molecule: messenger RNA, 2768 nt
Organism: Microstroma glucosiphilum
Lineage: Eukaryota; Fungi; Basidiomycota; Exobasidiomycetes; Microstromatales; Microstromataceae
Exons: 1
Coding region: 270-2675 (801 amino acids)
Source: RefSeq, a predicted model, not a curated record